This is a messenger RNA of Tachysurus fulvidraco (yellow catfish), 6702 nucleotides long. RefSeq names its product AT-rich interactive domain-containing protein 3B-like. Lineage: Eukaryota; Metazoa; Chordata; Actinopteri; Siluriformes; Bagridae. The record is from RefSeq and is a predicted model, not a curated record. Gene Ontology annotation, cellular component: nucleus. The coding region runs from base 285 to 2060 and encodes 591 amino acids. Gene Ontology annotation, biological process: regulation of transcription by RNA polymerase II. Gene Ontology annotation, molecular function: DNA binding. The transcript is spliced from 9 exons.
GCGUGGUGUUAAUCCAAGCGCGAGCCGCAACCUGAACGCUACAGGCGUUAGGACGUAAUGUGAUCGGUUUCUUCACGUUUCCGUCCUCUCGCGACGCGUUAAACUUGUUUUUUUUAGACCCGAGUGGACUCCGUUAUCCGUUAGCCGUAGUUAUCGAGUAUUUAGUUGUCGUCGUUGUUGUUUUAACCGUUAUUUAUACGACUCCGUUGAUAAGUUGCGUGCGCGCGCGCUCUUGUUGACGGUUGACACAGUGAAGUGAGGUAAAGUGUGUCAGAGCUGAAGGGAUGGUGGACAACUCCAACAGCGGCAAGACUCAAAUGGAGAGCAGUUUAGGAGGCAGCGUUUGCCCUCAGGGAGGUGCAGCGGGGGUGAAGCUCGAAGCCGUGAUGGAGCAUUUGCAGCGGCAGCAGCAAGCACGUUUGGAGAUGGAGCGCAAGGAGCGGCGUCUGCGUGAUGCUCAUCUGUUGUACGCUCAACAAGUGGCCGCUCAGCACGCUAUCCUGGCGGCAGCUCGAGCAUCUACAAUGGGCAAUAGCGGAAAGGCCCAGGGGCACGUGGAGAGGCUGGACGAAGUCGCUCGGGGCAGGGAUUCGGGCGAUGACGACGACGACGACGAAGACAUCGAUGCUGAUAACGAUGAUGAAGAGGAACCGAUGGCCGACGAAGGCAGCGAGGAGGAGCACGACGACGACAGCCCAGUGAGUGGGCUGGAGUUUUUGCGCAAGCAGACGCUGGCACUACAACAGAGUGCCAUGGCCAGGCAGUUUACAGGCUACGCAGCCAGCACUGCGGCAGGAACCAGAAUUCAGAGAGAUGACGCGUCUCCCAUCAGGGUCAAACAGGAGCCGGAUGAAGACCUUUCACCUGCUGGUCCUCAAACGGCCGCAUCUCCAAAUGGACAGGCCGACUGGGGCUACGAUGAACACAUUAAACAGAAUGGCAGUGGUGUGUGGGGUGAGGAAACAGACAGCAACAGAUCGAGAGGAGAGGCUUCCAGAGACUUUGCCAAGUUGUAUGAGCUGGACAGUGACCCCAACAGGAAAGAGUUUCUGGAUGAUCUCUUCACCUUCAUGCAGAAACGAGGAACUCCAGUAAACCGAAUCCCCAUCAUGGCCAAGCAGGUGCUGGAUCUCUACAUGCUCUAUAAGUUGGUGACAGAGAAAGGAGGCCUGGUGGAAGUCAUCAACAAAAAGAUCUGGAGAGAAAUCACCAAGGGCCUGAACUUACCCACCUCCAUCACCAGCGCUGCCUUCACACUCCGCACGCAAUAUAUGAAGUAUCUUUACCCAUACGAGUGUGCACGCAAAAGCCUGAGCUCUCCCAGUGAGCUGCAGGCCGCCAUCGACAGCAACCGACGCGAGGGGCGUCGCCCCAGCUACAGCAGCAGCCUGUUCCGCUUUAGCUCCUCCCCCAGCCCUGGCCCUCACAUUCUCUCACCUCCCAAAAUGCACCUGGCUGCUUUGAGUGCCGGAGCUGCAGCGGCACUGAAUGGCCUUCAGGGGGCAUCAGCAUCUUCAAUCAAGGCUUUGGAAGAUGCCUCUCCGUCAUUGCUGGCUCGUUCCCCAGCCAUGGCUCUGGCUCUGGGACCACAGCAGAUGGCAGGACUGGCUCGGGCGGCCACACUCGAGCAGCUGAGGGAAAAACUGGAGACCGGCACCGGACUUGGAGUCUCUGAGGGGCCGGAAAGGAAGAUGGCACGUCUGGCCGAGGAGCAGCAGAGACUCAUGCAGCAGGCACUUCAGCACAACCUGCUAGCCAUGGCAUCCCACAUGCCCAUGAACCUGCGCAUGGGUCUGACACCAAGAGAAGAUAAACACGACCUGGCCUUGAGCAUUUCCUCCACAGGGUCUUCCAGCAUCAGCGUAUCUGUAGAGGUCAACGGCGUCAUCUACUCAGGAACUCUGUUUGCUCAGAAGCCCGUGUCAGUGGCCGUGUCUUCUGCAACCAACGUGUCGUCUGUGACGCCCAACACCACCUUUACCUUCCCCAGCCACAGCCCCUCCUCCUCUUCCUCCAAGGGACCCAGCUCGGCCGAGCCGUCCACCAGCGGAUCGCCGUAGGACGAGUUGUCUUCCUGCCAGGCUUCAGCCUCCUCCAGGCCUCGGCACGACCACAACUUACCCUCACACAGAUGUUUUAAAAUAUCAGACUGUUACACAACCAGUACCUCAUUUACUUCCUGUCAGCCUUGGCUGUCUAUACAGGUUCAGACAUAUUUAAAACACACACACACACACACACACACACACAAUUCAUCGUAACAAACACUGCUAAGUACAACGCUAAACACAAUCAUGACAUUUAGCCAAAAUCAAAUGACAGGUGUUCAUUACAGGACUUGAAGCUUUUUAUUUAGCAGAAAAAAUGCUAUUUUGUUUGUCUUCUGAUUUUUGGAUUUUUUUUUAAAGUUUUUUUCUUCUCUUUUCCUGCAGAUUGAGCAAUCUGCCGUGGUUAAAUAUUACUAUAAUAUCUUAACCUUGGGAGCUGUAGUGAAUGCUCCAUCUGAGUGAGUUAUAUAGUUAUAUAGUUAUAUAUUUUUUAUUUUCAGAAUCUUUUUGAAUUCCUACGAUUUUUUUUUCUCUCCUCAUCGUGUUGCUAUACGUUCGGUUCAUCAACAACCUCAUAACUAGCAGCUGCGUUGUAACUACGUGUGUGCUCAGCGUGAGCCAAGUCGCUCACGUGUCCUCCUGCGUACCUUUUAUACUCAGGGAAGAUUUAAAGUGAUGUCCACUAGAGGCCACAUCACAGCUGAUGCAUCCCUGUUUCUCAGGUUUCCAUGUCGAACCAUUUCAGAGUCAAACCCUAACCUUAAUAACGAUACAUCAAAUCAGCGAAUGUGAUCAGAGAGACGUUUCUCUUUAUCUACACUCUUUCCGGUGUGAACGACUACAGGAGCCGUGAUGCACACAUGUAAGCAAAUGCGAGUAUAAACACAGGCUUGGAUCUGAUUCCAGAUGUUACAGCUGCAAAACGAGCCAAAGCUAUGACUUGAAUGACACACAGCUGGAUGGAAGCUGUGAUAACGGUGCGCAUUCACACUGAGCACUGCUUUUCAGAACAGUGCCUCAGAAUCAAAAUACCUCAAAGCGGUCACUAGACAUAGGGAAAUGUAGAAUACAGUAGGUGUGUGGUGGUGUGCAGUGUUACUGUGCAGUGCUACACAUCACAGCUCUUCUAGUCUGUAGCCUCAGGCAGGCUUUUGACUUCACUUUAGACCUUUAACAGUUUCUGACAUCACAAUCUACCUCAUCACUUUCUUUCAUUUGUCUGUUAUUAGGAGUUCUAGGUAAGGCAGCACAGAGUAGCUCAGAUAUAUUGUCACUAUAUGCUGUAGGACAAUCACCGAAAGGGGCGUCAUGGCGACAAGCGACCGAACAGACGCUCUCGAAUCUGCACACAGAGGAGACCAGACGCUGGAGUAUAUUAGAGUUUGGUUUAAAUAGCGUAGAGAAUCCGAGAGUCUGCGUCUUGUCACUUUGUGCCUCUAGGGGGUGUGGUUUAGUUCUAGUUUUUAAUGAUUUUUUUUUUUUAGCAGGAUGUAAAAUCAAAUCACGUUGAUAUUUGCCUCUCGCCGUGGAGCAGGCAGCUUUCUCAGGAACUACUCUGACGACUCGUACGGUCAGUAAAACAUAUCGUUAGUCUUUUUUUUUCUUUUCCUCAAGAAAUAUCUCUCGCUCUCUCUCUCUCUCUCACUCUCUCACGUACAGAGACACUAACCGUAUCCUACAACCAGACUCGGACCAUUGCAGUUUCCUGAAUUCAGCGAGUUACUGCCUGAUUCCAACCCCCCACCCCCCCCCCCCCCCCCCCCACCACCACCACCACCACCCCACCCCACCCCCCGGCCGCUCUCUCACACUUCAUCCUUCAUCACUUUUGCAGCGUUCUGCAUUCAUACAAUCACACUUGCUUGAAUGCACAGCUACAUACCAAAGAGCAGCUAAUUUUCUUUCUGUCUGACUGUAACCAUGAGGUACAGCACAGGCACCACCUCAGUGAAUUUCCAAAAUUUAUUUUAUUUUUUUUAAAACUCCAUACAGAGGCCUUUUUUUAUUACACUAUCCAUGUGGCAGCUGAUGCUGGAUUCAGGAGCUGUUUUUCCACCGUAAUCAGACACGAUGUUCUUUACCGGUUUGGAGAACACAACACAGGAUGCUGCUCUAACAGCUACAGAUGCCUCCAAUCUCCUUCCUCUAUCUGUCCUGUUGAGAGCGUAAUUCUUCGUCUCUUGGUGCUUGUGGAUGUUUUUUAGACAAACUACAAUGUUGCCCUACAACCCUCUAUUCGGUCACUUGUUCCGUUCUCGACUUCUUUAUGCUCGCCGUACAAGCCUCGUACGUAACAAACUCCUAGCUUCUUACCUGUCAGGCUUUGUUUCUCUCUGUAUAUAUUUUUAAACACGUUUCAGGGAACACAGGUUUGGUAUCGACUCUAGAUCCAGCACCAGAUGGGAGAAAAGCAGAUGCUUGGAGAGAUGAUUGAGAGCUGAUGAGUUGCUGAUUGAUGCUUUAAUUAAACAGUUUGCUGAGCUCAUUUAACCAGAGGUCUGAAAUGAAUCGCUCUGGAAAAUCUUUCCUUUAUUUUUAUUUAUUUUUUUAAUAUGAAAACACUGAAGGUGCCCAAAGAUGAACCACCGUUGUAGUGUUGUCUCUGAUUUGCUCCGUCUCCCUAAGCUCAGGAAGUCCAUUUGUUUUGCCAAACGUCGUCCUUCCUGAAGUGAACCUUCAUCACGGUUGUGCUUGUAAAUGCUUCUCCACGCUGCUGAGCUAAAGCAUGUGCAUCACUGAGAUCUAUGAAACAAUACCCUUUUUUUCUACCAUGGAGCAGUUUACAGCCUUGAGGCUCAUCGUGGUGUCCUGUGAUGCUUUUUUUUUUUUAUUUUUUUUUUUAUAAAAACAGUCAGGGAAAAGUUGCUCUCAAAUGAACCGCUGCUGUUAAAGAAUGCUGUAGUUGCCUUAAUCGCUGGAGAGACCAGGGCGGGUUUCGGGAUUUCUCCAGACCAGAAUGUCGAGGCUCUUUUAUCAAAAGGGUUUAUCAACCUGAAGUCCAGCUGCACAAAAUACAAUCAGCGUCACACACCGUGUCAGACAUAUUUAUCUAGUUUAUAGUUUGUUUUUAAAUUGGUCUUACAGGUUAUACAUAUGUGAGUAGAUUUUAAAGACCUCCUGGUUUUAAGUGUGUGCGUGUGUGUGUGUGUAUGAGGGAUAGAAAGCAUUUGCACAUCAUAUGAUAUCAGGUUAUAAAAGUAAUAGUUACAUUAGUCACUUUAUCACCCACAGUCUGUCGCCGCAAGGUGUUUUUUUUUUUUUUUGCUGAUCACCAACCUCUAGAUGGUGCUGAAGUACAAGUUGUAUUGUGUGCGUGUGUGUGUGCGUGUGUGUGCGCGCGUGUGUGUGUGUGUGUGUGUGUGUGUGUGUGUGUGUGUGUGUGUGUGUGUAUGUAACAGAGUGAGAGAAGCUGCUGGACUGUUUUAAACACGCCCUUGUCCACUUCCACAUAAUAAUCGUAGUCGAUCUCCGGAGCAGAUCUUUACCCAGAAUGCACUACAGUCUCAAACGUAUAGGUACUCUGACGUCAUCGUCGUGGUGGAGUUGGUCUAAUAAAACAGAUUUAAAGACAAUCCGUUACGUUUUAUCAAUAAACAAGAAAUACCUUUCCAAAUUUCUACACUUUUAACUUUUUCUACGUUAUGAGAAACGAACAAGAUCGUUGUUAUGUAGAUGUUCUCACAAGAUGUCCGGGUUUCAGGACAAGCUUUGGGUUUUUUGUUCUGUUUGUUUUUUGUCAGAAAACUUGGCCGUGAUUUUACAGAAAACGGCACUUCACAAAAACACAGUGAGCUUGUUUGAGUUCAGGGACUGACUCUUUGCUCCAGCUCGAGGCCACGAACGUGCACAGAAAACAUCAGAAUCAGUUAAUAGUAUGAAAUACGUCACGCGUCAUACAACGAAGCGCAUUUCUGUACAAUGAGAUUCAGAGCAAAUCCGAAUGAUUAAUCCAGACGCGAAAUCAUACAGGAAGUGAGUCGCUCUGCGUUGUUCUCACCACUGCAGGGUUUAACGUUGUUCCUGUUGACUAAUCUUACACUCACUCUGCACUACACACUUAUUUCAUCAUCAUCAUCAUCAUCGAGGGCGUGUUGAACUCAGGAGCGCUUCUUCUUCACUCAAGAAUGUAUCACAAAUCACAGCAGCAGCCGUUUCACCACUUCACCUCAACUCCACAUCUGUCUGGGUAUUAUAUUAGACAUUAGACACAUGCAAAUGGUUUAUGGAAUACCUCAUUUGUCUUCUAGGUGUUUUUUUUUUCCGUGUGUUUUUUUUGUUUUUUUUUGCUUAAAGUUUUGAUGCAGAAAUCUGAACAAUGGUCUUUGUGCAUAUUUUUGUACGGUUGUUAUAUUAUAAUGCUGUUAUUCUAACGAUGAUAUUACUGAUGUUAUCCUCCACUAAUUAAAAUGAGUUUUAGGACAAGACCCAUGAGAAUGCUUGUGAAACUGGUUUGUGCUGAUUGUAUUCAGAAGUGGAGCACUUUGUUCCCCAACCAAAAAAAAAGUGAUUUUUAUUUUUUAAAAUGUUUUUUUGUUGUUGUUUUUUUUUUUUUUGGACAUUCAGGUUUGUUCACAUCAGUAAUAUUAAAUCUGUGGUUCUCAGGGCUUUCCACAUCUACAGUACAAUUAUGAUAAAGUUUUACAUUAUAUCUUAA